Molecule: messenger RNA, 1593 nt
Organism: Aricia agestis (brown argus)
Lineage: Eukaryota; Metazoa; Arthropoda; Insecta; Lepidoptera; Lycaenidae
Product: facilitated trehalose transporter Tret1-like
Exons: 7
Coding region: 98-1546 (482 amino acids)
Biological process (GO): transmembrane transport
Cellular component (GO): membrane
Molecular function (GO): transmembrane transporter activity
Source: RefSeq, a predicted model, not a curated record
GAGAGCGCGCGCGUUUUGAAAUAAGAACGUGUUCGAUUUACGACAGACUUUUUUUUUACUUAAGUAAUUAAAAGUGCGGCAUAGAAAUUGUGUUAAAAUGUUGAAAUAUACGGUGAAAAAAUAUUGCUCAGAGGGCAGCAAAGUGAACCAAGUAAUGGUUGCAAUUUUGAUGGUAUUCCCGGUGUUCUCCUACGGCACGGCGGUGGGCUGGCUGUCGCCUAUGGGUCCGCUGCUCAUGUCGGACCGGACGCCGGCCGCCGCGCCCGUCCAUCCGGACACCGUAUCGUGGAUGGCGUCCGUCGCGUACCUCGUGGGCACACCCGCGGUGUUCCUCUUCGGGUACAUCGUGGACAACUACGGCAGGAAGAAAGCGCUGAUGCUCACUUCUUUGUCUAUGGCGAUCUGCUGGGGUCUUAAAAUAUACUCAACUGAAACCUGGGCCUUGGUUACGGCGCGAGCUAUCAUAGGUUUUGGAGUGGGCGGAUCUUAUGUCGUCACUCCUUUAUACAUAAAGGAAAUCAGCGAGGAUUCUAUUCGUGGGAUUUUGGGCAGCCUGGUGGUUCUGUCCCAGAAUUUCGGCAACCUGGUGGUGUAUAUUAUGGGAGAAUACUUGAGCUACCACGCCACACUGUGGAUCUGCUUGGGAGUUCCACUAGUCCACUUACUCCUGUUCCCGACGAUGCCCGAAACGCCCUCGUAUUUGCUCAAGAGUGGGAAAGUGGAGGAAGCGCGUAGCGCUCUCGCGUGGCUGCGAUGUCGGCAAGCUAACGACGCUGUGGUGGAUGAGGAGCUAGCGUCAUUAUUAGAAGAACUAGAGAAGACAUCUUCUGGGAGAUUCUUCGCCACGCUCAAAAAUAUCGUGUCAGACCGGAGUACAUUCCGCGCGUUCCGCAUCACGCUGACCAUCACCCUGGCGCGGGAGCUGUGCGGCUGCCUCGCCGUCAUCCACUUCGCGUCGCUCAUCUUCGGCAGCGCCGGCAGCUUUCUCAUGACGCCCAACCAGCAGGCCACGGUGCUAGGCGCGGUGCAGCUGGUCGGGUCUUUCACAGCUUCUAGUCUAGUCGAGAAGACGGGGAGAAAAAAACUGUUAGCGGGAACCUGUGCACUAUCCGGGCUGGCGUUAGGCGCGCUGGCCGCUUGGUUUACAGCGAGAACAGUGUUGGGGUCCGGCAGCACAGAGGUGUGCGCCUGGCUGCCGGUGGCGGCGCUGUGCCUGUGCAUCUACUGCGACGCCGCCGGCCUCCAGCCCGUGCCCUUCGUCGUCAUGACUGAGAUGUUCUCCUUCCAGAAUCGCGGCACAGUCACAUCCGUAGUGAUAGCAUUCGCCUGCGCCCUGGUGUCAGUGGAACUCCGCGUCUUCCAGCCGUUGGCAGCAUCAGUCGGCCUCCACUUCGUCUUCUGGAUAUUCUCAGCGGUCUGCCUCGUCAGCACGGUCUACAUCGUGAUGUUCGUCCCAGAGACGAGGAUGAGGAGUAUAGAGGAGAUCUACGAGGAGUUGGGAGGGAGGAAGAGGAAGGAGGCGGAGGUAGACAUUACUAGGCUGUAAGUUAGUGAUAAGUAUUUAUGAAUAGAAAUAUAGAAAAAGUUAUACGA